This is a messenger RNA of Cricetulus griseus (Chinese hamster), 522 nucleotides long. The record is from RefSeq and is a predicted model, not a curated record. Lineage: Eukaryota; Metazoa; Chordata; Mammalia; Rodentia; Cricetidae.
AUGUACAGCUUCAUGGGUGGCGGCCUCUUCUGUGCCUGGGUGGGGACCAUCCUGUUGGUGGUAGCCACAGCAACGGACCACUGGAUGCAGUACCGGCUGUCGGGGUCCUUCGCACACCAGGGCCUGUGGCGUUACUGCCUGGGUAGUAAGUGCUUCCUGCAGACGGAGAGCAUUGCAUAUUGGAAUGCCACCCGCGCUUUCAUGAUCCUGUCUGCCCUGUGUGCCACCUCGGGCAUCAUCAUGGGCGUCCUGGCCUUCGCACAGCAGUCCACCUUCACCAGCCUCUCCAGGCCCUUCUCCGCCGGCAUCAUGUUUUUUGCCUCCACUCUUUUUGUACUGUUGGCCUUGGCCAUUUACACGGGAGUCACCGUCAGCUUCCUGGGUCGCCGCUUUGGGGACUGGCGCUUUUCAUGGUCUUACAUCCUGGGCUGGGUGGCCCUGCUCAUGACCUUCUUUGCAGGAAUUUUCUACAUGUGUGCCUACCGGAUGCAUGAGUGCCGGCGCCUCUCCACCCCGCGCUGA